Molecule: messenger RNA, 1012 nt
Organism: Sander lucioperca (pikeperch)
Lineage: Eukaryota; Metazoa; Chordata; Actinopteri; Perciformes; Percidae
Product: probable N-acetyltransferase camello
Exons: 2
Coding region: 177-869 (230 amino acids)
Molecular function (GO): N-acetyltransferase activity
Source: RefSeq, a predicted model, not a curated record
AAAAAAAAACUGAUUCAGAAAAAUAAGAGAUUUUUUUUAUAAAGAGACCGGAGUUGUUUGGAUGAGCAGUUCUUUAGAGAGCUGCAAGCAGCAUUACCGGAGGUCAAGGAAUCGGUCCGUUACGAACAGCCACGGUUUGAACGGACACGGCACUUCUGUAUUUUAUUUCGUAGUCUAUGUUCCUUCUGGUCAUGCAGCUGGUGAUCCGCCGGUACCGUCCCUCAGACAAGGACGCAGUGCUUGCCCUGUUUAGCAUCAGCAUCCGGGAGCACAUCCAUCCAUGUUUUCACAACGCCAUGACCAGCCCUCUCUACCUCGCCAUCACCCUGGCUCUGUGUGUCACUGGCUACCUGCUCGGCUCCGUGUUAGGGGCUGUGGUGUUACCGGGAGCCUGGGUGGGCCUUGUCUACUACUGCUGUCAUGAGCUAUAUGCCAGCUACGGCAGGGAGAAACUCCGGACAGAAAUGCAGGACAUCCCUGGGAACUAUCUGAGCAGACCGGAUGACUGUUUCUGGGUGGCAGAGGCUGAGGUUGAUGGGAGGGCCCAGAUCAUGGGGAUGGUGGCUGUAGUGGCCAAACAAAGUGGGGAAGAAAGACACGGGGAACUGUUCAGGAUGAUCAUCUCACCCUCGUGCAGACGGGUAGGUCUGGGCUUCAGGAUGGCUCAGACUGUGAUUGACUUCUGUAAGGAACGAGGCUUCUCCAGGGUGGUGCUGGAGACCAGCUCUCCAGCCACCGCUGCUGUGGCCCUGUACAAGAAACUAGGGUUCAGCCACGUCCUCUCACACACCGAAACACAGGCUCCUGUUUGGUUUGUAACGCUGGCCAAGGUGUCAAUUUUUAAAAUGGAAAAACACCUGCAGACCUAACAUAAUCUUAAUUAGCCACUAUGAUGUUUCAUUUAUAUUCCUCUGGAUCAGUGCUUCAAGCUUUUGCAUCGUUAAUAAUUAACUGAAACCAUUAUCUGUAAGCUUUGUCUUACAAACACACUAGCUGUUUUAGCUAUGACCAA